Messenger RNA from Pelodiscus sinensis (Chinese soft-shelled turtle), 3580 nucleotides. RefSeq names its product RELA proto-oncogene, NF-kB subunit (gene RELA). The record is from RefSeq and is a predicted model, not a curated record. Lineage: Eukaryota; Metazoa; Chordata; Testudines; Trionychidae. Gene Ontology annotation, molecular function: RNA polymerase II cis-regulatory region sequence-specific DNA binding; DNA-binding transcription factor activity, RNA polymerase II-specific. Gene Ontology annotation, biological process: innate immune response; cellular response to stress; canonical NF-kappaB signal transduction. Gene Ontology annotation, cellular component: cytoplasm; nucleus; NF-kappaB p50/p65 complex.
CUGCCGUUGUACUGAGACACCCCCCCGAGCUCGCACACGUCCUUCUUGUGGACUGGGGUUUGUUUCCUGAGCCCCGCGCAGGAGCCCUCCCCAGCCUCGUAUUCCCUGGAUUCUUCUGGCUCCAAAGCUGGGAGCCCCCUUCCUUGACUCCCUCCAGCCAGGGAGCACCCACUGCAGUACCUCCUGUAUUCCUAGCCUGGAACCUAGCCUGACUUAUGGCAGAAAUGGAAGACAUGCUGCCUUUUGUCUUACUCCAGCAGAACUGGGCACUCCAGGAGCCCCCUCCCAGCAGCAAUCCUUAUGUGGAGAUCAUCGAACAGCCCAAGCAACGUGGCAUGCGCUUCCGCUACAAGUGUGAGGGGCGUUCUGCCGGCAGCAUCCCCGGGGAGCGCAGCACCGACACCACCAAGACACACCCCACCAUCAAGAUCAAUAAUUACACAGGUCCUGGGAAGGUUCGCAUCUCACUGGUGACCAAAGAUGCUCCCCACCGACCCCACCCUCAUGAGCUGGUGGGCAAGGACUGCAAGGAUGGCUACUAUGAGGCUGAACUGUCACCUGAGCGCAACAUCCACAGCUUCCAGAACCUGGGCAUCCAGUGUGUGAAGAAGCGGGAGCUGGAUGAGGCAGUGGCACAGCGCAUCCGCACCAACAACAACCCCUUCAAUGUGCCCUUGGACGACCAGAAGGGGGACUAUGACCUGAACGCCGUGCGGCUUUGCUUCCAGGUGUGGGUGCAGGACCCUGUGGGUACUGGACACCUUGUGCCACUUCCCCUUGUGGUGUCACAGCCGAUCUACGACAACCGUGCCCCCAACACAGCUGAGCUGAAGAUCUGCCGGGUCAAUCGCAACUCAGGGAGCUGCCUGGGGGGAGACGAGAUCUUCCUGCUUUGUGAUAAAGUGCAGAAAGAGGACAUUGAAGUCCGGUUCUUCAAGGACUCAUGGGAAGCCAAGGGCUCCUUCUCGCAAGCAGAUGUGCACCGGCAGGUCGCCAUCGUGUUCAAAACCCCCCCCUAUCAGGACCAGGCACUCAGGGAGCCGGUGACGGUCCAGAUGCAGCUUCGGCGCCCAUCUGACAAGGAGGUCAGCGAGGCCAUGGAGUUCCGCUACCUGCCAGAUGAAGGUGACUUCCAUCGCAUCGAGGAGAAGCGCAAGCGCACACGGGACACCUUCAAGAACUUUGUACAGAAAACACCUUUCGCAGCAGUGGUAGUUCCAGAGGCACGCUCACCACGUCGGAUCGCUGUCCCUAGCCGCACAGCUCCUGUUCCCAAACCCACUUUCAGCCUACCCAGCAUGAGCGGUCUCCCCGGAAUGGCAGGGGCCAUGGGGCAGCUGCCACCAAUCCAGAAACCGCAGGCCACGGCCCAGCACACCUCUUUACCUUUUACUGGGCCCAGCCAAGCUCCUCCCGCCCCCCAGCUGAGAUUCAGUACAGUCAACCUGGAGCAGUUCUCCAGCCUGGGCAUCUCAAGCCGGGCCCAGCCCCCACCUCCUGUUCCUGAGACUGAGCCCAGCUUUGAUGCCUUGUUCCAGCUGCCUUUUGACAGUGGGAGCGACUCCGCUACCAUGGAGCUGGGAGCCCUGUUGGAUGACACCACCUACGCCAGCCUAGAGUCCAUCAACACUAAUGACUUCCGGCAGCUGCUGAGCCAGGGGUCAUCCAUGGAGGGGGCUGAUGGGCACAACAUGCUUCUGACCUAUCCCGACUCAAUCACCCGCCUGAUGAGCAGCCAGCGUGGUGUGGUGAGUGGGACAGGGGAAGAGUCACAAGGCGACGGUGGAGGUGGGGGGGGCAGCGGUGCCAACAGCUUCAUCAACGGGGUCCUAGGCACCCUCCCUGAAGAGAGCCUCACCUCCAUGGGAGAUCUGGACUUCAGUGCCUUGCUCAGCCAGUUCAGCUCCUCCUAGAGGGGAUGUUAGGAAAGACAGACUGACAGUGACACCCUCUGUGUGGCUUUGCACAAAGGACUCGGGGCAACUGCUCAUCUGCUGAGAACCUCCCUGGAAAGAUCAGACUCUGCUCUGGACUCAAUCCGCCCAGGUCUCCCUCCAGCCUGGGCCUUAUAUUACUGGCUUUGUUUGGCUUCAGAUCUCACUGUCCGCCUCUCCCCACAUGUCUCCCGUGCCCUGCUCUGUAUCUACCCACUGGUGGGUGUCUCCCAUCUGUCAGGAAGAGUGGGUAAUGCCAGGAGUUAUUUUCCUCCCCCAUUGCAGGGGUUGGGGGGCAGGAGCAAAGAAAAGCCCCACCCUCUUUUCACAGUAAUGGAGGGGGAAAGGGCAGAGAAUGGACUGAUCUACGGUCGGGACAGGCUUGAUUCAUUCACAGGAUGGGGGAGGUGGAGGGUGAAGCUGCCCCGAGCUUGGAGCAGUGUUCCCUGUAAGCUGAGCGCUUGGGGACUACCAUGGAGAGAUUCAAAUGCUGCCCAGCUGAUUAGCAGAACUCCUGCAGCCGGGAACACGUGUUUUUUCCUGGUGGUGUACGUCACAUCUUGGUGCAUAUAACAAAAUUUAUUCCACAUAGGUGGAAAAAAAUUAGAGGGAAUGUUGAUUCUGGAUUCUUUCUGCUCCCUUCUUCUUUACCUGAAAAUUGCUGGCUAGUGUGAGGGAGCUCUACCCCAGCUCCUGUAACAGUUCUGAUUAGCUGCCCAUUUCCAUUUCCAGCCUCCUGGGGCAGGCAGCCAAUCACAAGGGGUUUCCUUAAGACAGGGCAGUGAGUUCUGGCAUCCAGACCAGACUGGCUCUGUGUUGCUGGAGGAAGCAAAGAAUUCUCUCUUCUCACCCCAGAAGGUGCCUUAGCAGAAGCAAUAUUAACUCCCCCCUUUUUGGAGUGGGGAGUGUAAACCGGGCUCCUCCCACCCAGCAGCAGGCAGAGAUGACCUGUGGGCUACUCUGCACCUCCUUGCUAGGGGGGACUCUUCCCUCUGUUGCACAGUGGCUUUGGGAGGUACUCCUUGCCCUCUACAAGCUGAGUAAGGAGGAUAGGGGUUGCUGCUGUAUAUUUGCUGCAGCCUGUUUUGGCAUGACCUCAGGUUGUAAUAUGUGCCUUGCCAUGUGGUGGGAGGGGACAGAACUGCCCCUUCACCUCUAGUGCCCUGGAUCCCCCUCAUCUGUACUCCAUGGCUCAGAAGACUCCACUGGGCCUGCUGUUGGGGUGGUGGCAGUGCCCAAAGCAGUCAGGAGGAGCACCCUCCUGGGUCUGUGAAACAAAGUUGGCUCUGCUAGAUGUCCUAAGAGAGACUAUGGACCUUUCAGAGGCCCUGGGCCACUCCUCCAUCUGGCUCCAGCCCACAGUAGGAAUGCCCAGAGAGGAGCGCUACAGAGCGUCUGGGCCCAUCAUGGCCUCUCUGUGCAUUCACCAUUACAAGGCUUGUAUAGUGUACCUGACUCUCUAUUUUGGCUUCCUCUGUCCUGUGUCUUACUAUUGGCUAAAAAUAGAGGGUUGGUUUUAACAAUGAGUGAUGUACUAUUAAUGUAUUUGCUAACUCUGGGGCAUGGGGGACUUGCUUCCAUGCCCACUUUUUCUGCUGACUUAUGUUCCUAAUAAAACUAGUCAAAGAACAGCGCCUCCUUCUUAU